GCGAGGGAAACCUCCACAAGUAAAUCGUUGGUGGUGAGUUUCUCUCAUUGACGGCCACGCAAUUUUGCUCAUCACAGGAGUUUGCUGUGUCGGAUUCUUUUACGCGUCUUAGUACGACGAACGAGUCAAGUCUUCUGCUUCUUCUCCACAUAAACUUCUCAAAAUGGAUAAAGGAAAAGGUCGUGCUACUGAUUUCGUGAAACCAGAAACUCAGGAUACUCUUCCUUGGGUUGAAAAAUACCGGCCAAAAAAUUUAGACGAUGUCGUUGCACACAAAGACAUUAUUGCUACUUUGGAAAAAUUCAUUUCUACGAACCGAGUUCCUCAUAUGUUAUUUUACGGCCCUCCUGGAACCGGUAAAACCUCAACUAUUUUAGCAUGCGCAAAUCGUAUCUACGGACCGAAUUUCAGAAACCAAGUCAUGGAACUCAAUGCUAGUGAUGACCGUGGUAUUGAUGUGGUGCGUGAACAAAUCAAGAGUUUCGCUAGCACAAAACAAAUUUUCAGUUCGGCAUUCAAACUCAUUAUAUUGGAUGAGACGGAUGCAAUGACUCUGGCUGCACAAAAUGCGCUCCGUCGUGUAAUUGAGAAGUAUACAAGAAACGUCCGCUUCUGUAUCAUUUGUAACUACAUUAACAAAAUAGCACCUGCUAUCCAGUCUCGCUGUACACGGUUUCGGUUUCAGCCGUUGCCAAUUACGGAAAUUGAGAAGAAGGUCGACGAGGUUGCUGAGAAGGAAAACUGUACCAUUUCUCCUGAAGGCAAGACCGCACUUCUUCGUCUUUCAAAGGGUGAUAUGAGAAAGGCACUGAACAUCCUCCAAGCAUGUCACGCUGUAUAUGAUGUGGUUGAUGAAGCGGCUGUAUACAACUGUGUUGGUCAUCCUCAUCCUGCUGACAUCGAUUACUUUUUGAAAAGUAUUAUGAACGAAGAAGUCGUUACGGCUAGCAACGCUAUAACAAAAUUAAAACAGGAUAAAGGUCUUGCAUUGCAAGAUAUUAUUGCAUGCAUCUCAGAAGCGAUUGACGAGUUGCAGAUUCCAGCAAAUGCUAGAAUUUUCAUUCUAGACAAUCUCGCAAAGAUUGAGUAUCGGAUGUCUUUCGGAUGCUCUGAAAAAAUACAACUUAGUGCUCUCAUUGCUACCAUUAAGACUGGCGUCGAUUUGGCUGCUAAGAAUUAGUAGUAAAAGAUAUCUUGUACAGAUGGGGGGGCAAAAGUCUAUACCGUUCAUGAUUUAUAAUAAAUGAAGACACAACCAAAAUGCUUGAUGUGCAAACGAGUGUAGAGCUGUCUUAAUAAUUUCGUUCUCUUUUUUUCUAGAUUACUGACUAUAAACAAAAAAUUAAAAUCAAAAACCGUGAAUAACAUUAAAGUGUUAAUAACAUAAAAACAAACCAGGAAUCC
This is a messenger RNA of Schizosaccharomyces japonicus yFS275, 1404 nucleotides long. RefSeq names its product DNA replication factor C complex subunit Rfc3. Gene Ontology annotation, biological process: UV-damage excision repair; DNA strand elongation involved in mitotic DNA replication; DNA replication. The record is from RefSeq and is a predicted model, not a curated record. Bases 164 to 1180 code for a protein of 338 amino acids. Gene Ontology annotation, cellular component: Elg1 RFC-like complex; nucleus. NCBI's taxonomy places the organism in Eukaryota, Fungi, Ascomycota, Schizosaccharomycetes, Schizosaccharomycetales, Schizosaccharomycetaceae. The transcript has 4 exons. Gene Ontology annotation, molecular function: ATP binding; ATP hydrolysis activity; DNA binding.